UUGGGGUACCUUUCAGAUCUGCGAGAGCAAGAGGAGCGCGGAGAGCUGCUGCAGCCCCUGGUCUUCGUCUCGCUGGUUCUGUGCUCGGUCCUGCUGUACUUCAGGGUGUCUCUCAUGGAUCCCGGUUUCGUGAAGUCUGACCAGGAAGUGAAGGCAAGCAAGAGUGAAGAACAAAGCGUGGUAAUACCCCAAGUUCCAAGUGAUAUUAAGAUGCGGCGUUGUGGUUACUGCAUGGUGAAGCAACCGAUGCGAGCCAAGCACUGCCAGCUGUGCCAGCACUGCGUACGGCGUUACGACCAUCACUGUCCCUGGAUUGAGAACUGUGUAGGAGAGAAGAAUCACCCCCUCUUCAUAGUCUACUUGAGCGUGCAGCUUGUAGUUCUGCUUUGGGGAGGUCACAUUGCUUGGUCAGGCCUCUACUUUGAACAGUCCUGGGACUGGCUGCAGCACAACAUUCUCCUCCUCAUGUCCUUCCUCCUGAUAGUCGUAUUGACCAUCGUUGACCUGCUGCUGCUGAUUUCCCACCUCUAUCUGAUCUCGUGCAACACCACCACCUGGGAAUUCAUGUCACAUCAUCGCAUCUCCUACCUGCAAAACUCCGAGUUAGAGAAUCCCUUUGAUCAAGGGGUAGUCCUCAAUCUCUGGAGAUUCUUCUGUUCAUGCCACCUCACUGCAUGGGAGAAGAUCUAUUUCCACAGGAACAAUCAGCCUGUCUAGGCACAGCGGUACCUGCCUGGUAGAGUGCCAGCACAGCUGCAGGUUGCUGGGUAAAGCUUUGCUCA
Molecule: messenger RNA, 782 nt
Organism: Tauraco erythrolophus (red-crested turaco)
Lineage: Eukaryota; Metazoa; Chordata; Aves; Musophagiformes; Musophagidae
Source: RefSeq, a predicted model, not a curated record